Messenger RNA from Protopterus annectens (West African lungfish), 4293 nucleotides. RefSeq names its product FA complementation group I (gene FANCI). Gene Ontology annotation, biological process: DNA repair. The transcript has 38 exons. NCBI's taxonomy places the organism in Eukaryota, Metazoa, Chordata, Ceratodontiformes, Protopteridae. The record is from RefSeq and is a predicted model, not a curated record. The coding region runs from base 95 to 4111 and encodes 1338 amino acids. Gene Ontology annotation, molecular function: DNA polymerase binding.
GGAAUAUUUCAGUCGCAGUAAAGUAAUGUGGAAUUAUUAGCAGAAAGGAUAAAACACUUAAGAAAAGGUAUUGGUUACACUGAUAUGAGCUGACAUGGAUCAGAAGAUUCUUUCAUUAGCCACUGGGGGCAAUGUGGAGAAGCUGCAACAGUGUCUAAAAGGCUUAAAAGAAAAUGAGGUUCAGGAUUUGAUCACACGGCAUGCUGUCAAAGGGAAGGACAUUGGAGCAUUUUUGAGAGCUGUUUUCAAAGGCUCACCAUGUUCUCUGGAGGAUGGUGUUAGUAGGUGGCUCCUUGUUUAUAGGCACUGCAUUCAGCUGGUAGAGUCUGGAGACCUGCAAGUGGAGGUGGUUUCUGAUAUCAUUGGCUUACUGAUGCUAGAGACUCAUCAGUUACCUGGUGCAUCACUUAUUGAGCUUGCUGACAUGUACGCUGAGGCUAUCAAAGGAGGAAGUCUGUCGAAUGGAAAAUCUCUAGAGUUGUUUCCUACUAUUCUUACUGCAUUGGCAGCAAAGGAGAGCCUGAGCUAUGGGAAAGGCCAGCUGAGUGGGGAAGAGUACAAGAAACAACUAAUAAACAGCCUUUGUUCAAGCAGGUGGGAUCAUCAUUGCGUAAUCCAUUUGACGUCAAUGUUCAGAGAUGUUCCAGUGAGUACAGAGGAACUGCAAUUCAUUGUGGACAAGGUUUUGCGAAUGUUUUCAAAGCUAGACUUACAAGAAAUACCUCCUCUGGUCUACCAGUUGUUGCUGCUUUCUGCAAAGGGCUGCAAGAGGAAGGUUUUAGAAGGCAUUGCAGCAUUCUUCAAUCAACAGGAUGAACAGCAGAAAGUGGAGCAGCAACAAAACUCUGAGUCUGUGGAAUUAGAAGCGGUUAUUAUACCUCAAGACCAACUCCGUCAUGUGGAGGGCACAGUCAUUCUUCAUAUUGUAUUUGCUAUUAAGCUAGACCAUGACCUAGGCAGAGAAUUGGUUAAAUAUCUCAAGGCUGGGCAACAAGGUGAUGCAAGCAAAAUUUUAUGUCCUUUUACUGUGGCUCUAGUGCUUUCUGUAGCAAGAAUCCAUCGAUUUGAGGAACAGGUUUUUGAUUUUCUGAAAACCGUGAUCAUUAAGAGUUUUAAAGACUCCCAGUUGCGGCAGAAUUCCAAAUUCCUUCAAGAUCUCAUACCUCAGCAGUGUAGUGUGGCUGAAACAGUUCUAGAAACUGUUAGAAACAGUGUAUUUGGCUGGGAUCAUGUCACUCAGGGGCUUGUAGAGCUUGGCUUCAUGCUGAUGGAUUCCUUUGGACCGAAAAUUGUUCUUGGUGGGAAAGUCUGUGACAUCAACCCUACUGUUUUGAAGACACCAGCUCAGCAUGCCUGCAGACUGGGAGCUACAAUUUUGCUUGAGACAUUUAAGGUCCAUGAAGCAAUUAGAAGUGAGAUUUUGGAACAAGUUCUCAACAGAGUAAUCACCAAAGCAACAUCACCAAUUAGUCAUUUCAUAGAUUUGCUGUCCGAUAUUGUCACAUCUGCUCCUCUCAUUCUCAUGAAUUCCUCCUCCAAGGUUACAGAAGCCUUUGAUCAUUUGUUCUUUCUUCCACUCAGUACUGUUCAGGGACUGCUGAAGGCCAUACAGCCUAUGCUGAAAGUCAGUAUGUCUAUGAAGGACUCUCUGAUCCUCGUUCUGAGAAAGGCCAUGUUUUCAAGCCAGCUUGAUGCUCGGAAGUCUGCAGUGGCAGGGUUUUUGCUCCUGCUGAAGAAUUUUAAAGUGCUGGGUAGUUUAUCCUCCAGUCAGUGUAGUCAGUCCAUCAGUUCAACACAGGUGCAAGUGGAUGUACAUAUGAGAUACAAUUCUGCCGCAAAUGAAGCUCUUUGUCUGGAGGUCUUAGGCAGCCUGAGACGCUGCUUGAGUCAACAAGCAGAUGUUAGACUGAUGCUUUAUGAGGGAUUUUAUGAUGUCCUUCGCAGGAAUUCUCAGUUAGCUGACUCUAUCUUGCAAACGCUACUGUCUCAGCUGAAAAGGUACUAUGAACCAGAGCAAGAUCUGCUGCCUCCACUGAAACUUGAAGGCUGUAUUACUGCACAAGGAGAUCAGAUAUUCUUGCAAGAGCCUCUGGCGCAUCUUCUUUGUUGCAUACAGCACUGUCUGGACUGGUACAGGACUAUUGUACUGCAGAAUCAGGAGAAUGAAACUGAUGAUGAUGAUGAUGAAUUUCAUCAGGAUCUGGAAGAUAUGCUGGAGUCCAUCACUAGAAGGAUGAUUAAAAGUGAACUAGAGGAUUUUGAACUGGAUAAAUCUGCAGAUUUCUCCCUUUCAUCCAAUGUUGGUGUAAAAAACAAUAUCUUUGCCAUUUUAGUGAUGGGAAUAUGUGAAGUCCUGAUGGAGUACAACUUUCUUGCCGGAAACUAUAGCAAAAACAGAUUUGAAGAUGUUUUAGGACUGUUCAACUGCUACCAUAAGCUGUCUGAAAUCCUGAAGGACAAGUUGGGGAAAGGCAAGUCCUCUGCUAACACAAAGAUGUCCAGAAGUCUGCUUUCACUGAGAUUUGUCUCCCAUCUUCUUACUGCAUUAUUUCGGGACAGUUCUCAAGGUCAUGAAGAAAGCCUUACAGUUCUGCGUUCCAGCAGUGAAUUCAUGCGCUACAGCGUUAGUGUAGCUCUGCAGAAAAUACAGCAUUUAGAGGAGACUGGGCAUACUGAUGGACCUGAUGGACAGAACAUAGAAAAAACAUUUCAGCACCUUUGUGAAAUUACCAAGGUUUUGCUGUGGCGAUAUACUUCGAUUCCUUCUGCAGUGGAAGAGACCGGAAAAAAAGAAAAGGGGAAGACUAUCUCCCUGCUGUGCCUCGAAGGAUUACUGAAGGUGUUCAUUACUGUUCAGCAUCGGUACCAGAUGAAAAUAAAGUCGUUCCUUUAUGCAUUAGAUUUGGCACACAACGAGGAGGAGGAGGAAGAUGAAGAGGAAAAUGUUAAUGUGACAGAGAAGACUGCUUUCCACAUCCGACAGUUUCAGAGAUCGUUGGUAAAUCAGCUAAGUGCUGCUGACGAUGAUUUCAACAGUAAAGAAUCACAGCUACUUGUGAGCAUUCUCUCUACACUGUCCAGGAUGCUGGAGCCAUCAUCACAACAGUUUUCACAGAUGUUAUCAUGGACGCUAAAAAUCUGCAGAGAAACUACGCUAGAAGAUGUUCAGUUUUGUAAAGGACUGAUGAGCUUAUUGUUCAGCCUGCUUCUGUUACAAAAGAGCCCUGUUAGUGUGCUGCGAGAACUUUCCCAGGACAUACACGGACAUUUGGGGGACAUUGACCCGGACAUUGAAGUUGAAAAACAGUCCCAUUUUUUGAUUGUGAACAUGAAGACAGCAGCACCUACAGUUGGUCUACUAGUUUUGUCGCAAGCUGAAAAGGUUUUGGAAGAGAUAGACUGGCUUAUAUUGAAGUUAAAAGGGCAACUGAGCACAGAUAAACCACUAUCAGAUGAAUCAUCUCAAACUGUGAACCAGAGAGAGCCAAUAGAAAAGGCUGUUAUUCUUCAGCUGGGGACCCUCUUGACUGCUUUUCAUGAACUAAUUCAGACAUCUUUACCCUCAGGAAGUUGUAUUGAUACCCUUCUGAAGGAACUGGCCAAGAUGUAUACCAUUCUCACUUCCUUUGUUAAAUAUUAUUUACAGAUUUAUACCAGCCGAAUGGGUACCUUUUCUGCAAGAUUUGAAAAACUGGUAAAGCUGUCAGGAUCACAUCUAACUCCCCAGUGCUAUGGUUUCAUUACAUAUGUCCAGAAUAUUCAGAAUGAAAGUCUAAGUUUCUGUGGCGGAGAUAAGAAAAACAAGAAAAAGGAUGAAAGUACCGCAACAGCUGCAACGGCCAAAGUGCUUCGUGAAACUAAACCAAUCCCCAACCUGAUAUUCGCUAUUGAGCAGUAUGAGAAAUUUCUGAUUCAUCUUUCCAAGAAAUCUAAGGUGAAUUUGAUGCAGUACAUGAAACUAAGUACCUCCAGAGAUUUUAGGAUCAAUGCAGCCACACUAGAUGCAUUACAGGAACAAGAAGUGGAAGAGAAUGAAAACACAGAAAAUGAACCUGACAAUGAACAGAUUAUAGAGGCAGAAGAACCAAAAAAGAAGAAAAGGAAGAAGUGAUAGGCUGGGCCUUAUAAAUGUACACCAUAUUUUAUUUUCACAGGCAGAAGAACCAAAAAGGACGAAAUGAAAGGGGUGGGCCUGCCAAGUCAAUGCCCACUCUACAUGUCCUCUGUUAAUACAAACAAUACCUGAUUUAAACAUGUACAUUUUGUAAAUAAAUAUUUGGCUCUUUUAAACUA